UUAUUUUGGUUCCUUAAAUCGAACGGUUCCUAGGACCUCAUGUUACCAUCUAACGGGUCAAGAAGUCAAGAUGUCAAUCCAUGUAUGUCUCAACUUGGCAUUCAAAUCCAUCACGUGUUUUGCACAUGAUAACAUACCUGUCAUUGCUUCCAACUUCCUCCUACCACCAUUUAUCUCUCAAUGAAUUGUUACAGUUUCAGUGAAUGAAGUGAUGAAGGGAGUGCUCUCUCACUUUCUUCUUCAGAUUACUGUGUUAAUUCUACUUCUUCUUCUUCUAUUUAUGAACAAAUCUCAAAGCUCUCCAAUCAGUGGUGCAAAAUAUUCGCUUUCUAUCACAACAAGGGUUGAUGUGUUGCCUUCUGAUAUCUCCCCAAGUAGAGAGCCACAACCUUUUAUUCCUCUUUUAGCUCCUUCACCAUUCAUAAUACCUUUCACAAAUAAUUCUUUGCCUAAGUUAUCAGGCCUAUGUUCAUUGAAUUUCUCAGCUGCUCAAGAUAUAAUGACCAAAACCGCGACGGAUUGCUGGACUUCCUUUGCUCCCUAUUUAGCAAAUGUUGUAUGUUGUCCUCAAUUUGAUGCCAUGUUGAUAACCCUAAUAGGCCAGUCAAGUAAAUACUCCGGACUGUUAGCUUUGAACAAAACUCAUGCUAACCACUGCCUCUCAGAUAUUCACAAGCUUUUGGUUAGUCAAGGAGCAAAUGAAAACCUUAACACCAUUUGCUCAGUUCAUCCAUCAAAUCUCACCGAAGGCUCGUGUCCCGUUGCAUCUCUCGACGAAUUGGAGAGCAUUGCAGACUCUUCUAGACUUCUAACUGCUUGUAGAAAAAUCGACCCUGUAAAUGAGUGUUGUGAUCAAGUUUGCCAAAACGCAAUAGAUUACGCUGCAAGGAAAAUCGCCUUCAAUGAUAUGUCUAAUUCGAAUGGAAACCAUAGCUUGCCUCGAAAGUUAGCUCGGAUCAAGGAUUGUAAGAAUAUCAUCCUACGCUGGCUGGCUGGAAAACUCAAUCCAUCCACUUCAAAUAGUGUUUUUAGAGGACUUUCAAAUUGCAACCUAAACAAAGUCUGCCCGUUGGUUUUUCCGAAUGUCACAAGAAUUGCGAAAGAAUGUGGAAAUAAGAUAAGAAAUCAAACAACUUGCUGCAAAGCCACUAAAAGUUACGUGACCCGUUUGCAAGAACAAAGCUUUGUGACCAAUCUUCAAGCCUUAAAAUGUGCUGUAUCACUUGGAAAGAAGUUGCAGAAAGAAAACGUCUCCGAAAAUGUCUACAAUCUUUGCCACAUAAGCUUGAAAGAUUUUUCUCUUCAAGUUGGAUCACAAGAAUCGGGAUGCCUUUUGCCGAGUUUUCCUUCUGAUGCAGUAUUCGAUAGAACUUCGGGAAUCGGAUUCAUUUGCGACCUUAAUGACAACAUUGUUGCUCCGUGGCCUACAACAUCUUACUCGCUACAAUCUUCGUGCAAUAGAACUACAAAACUUCCAUCCCUUCCUACAGCAACAUCUUCUCAAAAUGGUCUUUUCAUUAAUAUUUUAGUUUUGCCUCCACUUUUUACCUCUAUACUACUUCUCAGGAGGCUUCUUUAGCAAUAUCAUUGUUUCCAAAUUCAUUGAAGUUGUAAACAUGUUAUGUUUCCUUUUACAAAGAGAUAAUAUAGAAAAAAAAGAAAGAAUUUCCUUAAGUUCUUUCUGUAUUGGUCGGUUUCAAUUGUUCAUUAUCAUUAUAAUUUGAGGAGUUUUAUUAACGAGUUUUUAUUGACAAAACAAUAAUUAAGUUGAUUGGCGCUAAACUUAGUAGGGAGAUCACAGUUCAAUCAUCUGCAACUAUGACUGGGAGAAGAUUGGAACUACUUGAUCCGAACUAAAUUAGACAGUCCAAUAAACGUAAUACUUAUGUUAAAACCAAAAAAAUAAAUAAUUAAGUUUACCCGAAAAAAUGUUCAUUGGUAACAUUUUUUAAAUAAUAAUUAAGUUCUAAGGCAUUUUAUAUUGAACCACCAACUUCAAAUCUGUAAGAAAAAUAAAAAAU
Vicia villosa (hairy vetch) is the source of this 2021-nucleotide messenger RNA. RefSeq lists its product as uncharacterized. NCBI's taxonomy places the organism in Eukaryota, Viridiplantae, Streptophyta, Magnoliopsida, Fabales, Fabaceae. The record is from RefSeq and is a predicted model, not a curated record. Gene Ontology annotation, cellular component: plasma membrane. The coding region runs from base 212 to 1579 and encodes 455 amino acids. The transcript has 8 exons.